UGGCAAAUUACUGGCUAUUAUUGUGUCAACACUAACGUAAGGUGAAACCGUGAAAGUAACAAACGAAAGCAUAAAUCCAACUACAUUACUGUCACUGUUCUAAAGAUCCCAAACAUAUAUCAUAGUCUGUGCCUCAUCGUCUUGUUGUUGAUUCAGACAACUUGGUACUCGAAGAUUCAAACGUAUAUUUUGUUGUACUAGUUGUCAUGUGAAAAGAGAGACAGAAUAUGCAGGCCUACUCUCUGUUUUCACUUAAAGUUUCUCCUUUUUCCCUUCAUUCAAACCCAACAUACUCUUCUUUACUGCCCUUUAAACCUACUGCUAAAUUUAACUCAUGGGGAAAAACGGUUCUUGGUUCUAAUGUUGUUAAUGCUUCUGAUUAUGCCCCCAAUAAGCCUUUGCUUCUUUUCAAGGUACAUGCAAGUGCUGAUGAAACUGAUCAACCAAAUUGGUGGGAAAAGAACGCUCCAAAUAUGGUUGACAUCCAUUCAACUCAAGAAUUUUUAGAUGCUUUAAGUCAAGCUGGAGAUAAAUUAGUGAUUGUUGAAUUUUAUGGCACAUGGUGUGCUUCUUGUCGUGCAUUGUUCCCCAAGAUCUGCAUGAUUGCUGAAAAACACCCAGAGAUUCUUUUCAUUAAGGUGAACUUUGAUGAGAACAAGUCCUUGUGCAAAAGCUUAAACAUAAAAGUACUUCCAUAUUUCCACUUCUAUAGAGGAGCUGACGGUCUGUUGGACUCCUUUUCUUGCUCGCUUGCAAAGCUCCAGAAACUAAAGGAUGCAAUUGCAAAUUAUAACCCAGCUCAUGCAAAUGAGAGCUGAAAUGAUUCUCAACUUCCGUGAAGUUUCUGCAUAUGACAAAGAUGAGCAGUCCAAAUCAUCUUCGAAGUUAUAAGUAAACAUAUCUUUUGUUUCUGAACCUUAUUGCAGAUUGUUAUGGGCUGUGUUCACACUCACAGCUUUUCUUCUAUAAUAUGCUAGAAAGCUGCACAUAGUUCUUUGUACAAAGUAUUCAUUUUUUGCCCUUGCUGUGAUCUAUAUCAUGCGAUGAUAUGGUAAAAAUUCAAAACAAAAUCACCAUCGAAUGUGUUUUAUAAAGAAGAAGUACGGGAGUUUCAGGAUUUUA
Messenger RNA from Lycium barbarum (goji berry), 1122 nucleotides. Its product is annotated as thioredoxin-like 2, chloroplastic. The record is from RefSeq and is a predicted model, not a curated record. The coding region runs from base 228 to 818 and encodes 196 amino acids. The transcript has 4 exons. Lineage: Eukaryota; Viridiplantae; Streptophyta; Magnoliopsida; Solanales; Solanaceae. Gene Ontology annotation, biological process: cell redox homeostasis.